Molecule: messenger RNA, 1533 nt
Organism: Trichomonas vaginalis G3
Lineage: Eukaryota; Parabasalia; Trichomonadida; Trichomonadidae
Product: regulation of vesicle fusion
Exons: 1
Coding region: 1-1533 (510 amino acids)
Biological process (GO): activation of GTPase activity
Molecular function (GO): GTPase activator activity
Source: RefSeq, a predicted model, not a curated record
AUGCAGACAUCAGGAGCCUUUAUAAUCUGCAUUAAAAACGGCGAAUUGACUUUUAUUUGGAAGCCAUAUCAUAAAUCUGAUAAAGAAACAGAAAGCCAAAAGGAAUUAAAUCUCCCGUUAUCAUCAAUUAUCAGCUUUAUGGUAAAUUAUCAAGAACACGAUAAAUAUUUAUUAAUUACAUCAAAAUCUUCAAUAAUGCACCAAUUAACUUUCGAAUUGUCAUCACAAUUUAUUCAAUUUAUGCAAAUACUUACGCUUCAUCAGCAUUCUAGAUCGCAAAAGCAAGCACCAAUCGAAGAUUUACUUUCAUAUUCGAUUGAUUCUUAUGUCGAAAACGAUAAGAAGUACGGUCUAUACGUAUUUGAAGUUGAGAUUCCAAACAUUGUCAUUACACCUGAUUUCUUUAUCCCUGGAUUCGAAGAAAUUUUGAUUCCAAACGUUAAACCAGAUAUUCUCAUUAUUUCGCAAUUCAACAUCAAAUCAAAUGAUUACACAGAUAACCCCGUAUUAUUCAAAGAGUUACAAUCCUUCUCUCGUUCCCAAUUUAAAGAAUCAAUUUGCCAACGCGGUAUCGGAAUAGACGAUAGACAUCUUGUUUGGCCAGUACUCUUUGGAAUAUUACCAAGCGAUCCAGAAGGUUUCAAAACAGUUCUGAAAGCCAGAACAGAUGAAUACAUUUUAAUACGAAAUCAAUGGCAGAACAUGCCAAGAUGGCAUUUCAAAUACUGCAGUCUCAUUAAAGAUGCUUUUAAUACCAUUAAAGUUGAUGUAAAAAGAACUCAUCCGAUGGAUGAAAUUUCUAAUCUCAAAGAUUGGGAUUCAAUACUUUCUUCCAUCCUCAAAACAUUUUCUAUUUGGAAUUUAGAUGUCAGAUAUACUCAGGGACUUAAUGAUUUGGCUUUGACAUUUUUAUCUGUUUUUCUUCCUUAUUCUGGAACAGAAUAUACAGCGGAUGAAUGCGAAGCAUUAAUUUUCUGGUGUUUCUCCGCAUUUGUUGAGUUCAUUUCCAGUGGAUUAAUUGCAGAAAAUAUGCUUGACAACCAAAGCAUCGAACUCAAGGAGAUUAUGUCGAUUAUUAUGCAAUUCCAUCCUGCUUGCGCGGAGUGGCUUAACGCAAAAGGCCUUGGAGACCUUUCUUUCUUAAUUGCUUCUUUUAUUCUUGCUUACGGUCGAUCUUUUGAACCAUCAUCAGUUGCAAGGAUAUGGGAAGCGUUAGUUAGUGUGGAAGCUCCAUGGUUGUUCCUUAGAUAUUUCUCUGCUUCGUUAAUUAUUUUAUCUUAUCAGAGUUUUGCAAAGAUUCCUAACUGCUCAAGCGGGAAAUUGGUUUCUGUUAUGGACCAGAUAUUCUACCAUCAGGAUGUUGGCGCAGUUAUUGGCGUUUCUUUAUCAAUGAUGAAGAAAUCAAAGAAUGAAAUGCAGACUCAAAUGAAAUUAAGGAAUACAAUCAAAAAACAAAGUGAAACGACGGAUUAUUUCUGUCCGAUUUCGCAGUUUUCCGAUAUAUAUUCAAAAUAUCCUUCAAUGUUUAUGUAG